UAAAAGAGAAACAUGUGACGUCAAAUGCAGGUUCCUUGCGCCAGAUGGGAAAUCAUCACUUACUCCUUUAAGACGGAAUAGAUAUGCGAAAGCUCGGGAUCAACUCUAAAUUAAUGAAAUAAUAAUUCGCGGUAACUGAUAAUUAUGUAAUAAACUGUGUUCCUUAAUGGCUUCUUCGUUCGCGGAAUAUGGAAGAUAAAGAGGCUUUUAAUUAUCGCGAAUUUUGUUGACUUCGUCGAACUGUCGUUCACGCUAUGUAGAAAAAAGCGGGAAGAAUUGGAUCCCGUACAGUUUUCGAAUCUUGUCAAGGACAUAGCGCAAGUGACGGAUUUCCGAUUAGUCAAACAAGCGGCUGCCUAGGAUCGUUGAACUGAUAGGAGCAGCAACAGUCGGGUCGAUUGAAAAGAAACACUGACAUUCGCUUUCAAGAAAAGAUGGAUCUAGAAAAUAAAGAAACUCUAGAAUCUUUUCUUCCUGAAGAAAAAGAGAUUUCAAUUGAGCCGCCAAAUGCACCCGUCGUUUCAGUUGAACCAAAUGCGGGCAAGGAGCCUCGUCCCGUGCAAAAAUGGUGGCACAUCGACAAGCCGAUGAUUCGUUUCAAAUUGCAUUACUUCUUGCUUACAGGAGCUUUGGGAUCCGUUCUUCCUUUCAUCGCCGUCAUCGCUAAAAACCGACUGAAACUUUCAGCCACUUCCUUCGCCACUGUGCUGGUUUUCGAACAGUUUCUCUUUGUGUUCACAAAACCCGCCAUAGGAUAUAUCACGGAUUACUUGAACAAAUUGAAGACUGUUUUGUGCAUUGUAGCCGUUGGCCAAGGAUUAUUUUUAUUCAUUCUUUUACUUUUACCCGCCAUACCUAAAGGGCAGGCGGAAAUUGAUCAAACGAUGAUCAGCAACAUUCAUAUUCAAGAUGCCUGUACUUUAUGCGAAAAUUUCAGCAACAGUACAAAGGAUAUGGAGACCCUUAUAAAUUCUGCUGGUGAAUCUGGAUCCAAAAUCUGGAUUCGUUGGCCUUCGUUAGAGGACAAAACAUGCCAUUUUUUUAGAGACAAAUCACUAAAUGAUUCGCAAAAGUUUUCCGAUAUCGCCAUCCCUGCGGAAUGCAAAGCAACAAGCGCAAAUAGUUCAUUUACAACAGAAAAGAAAACUAUAAAAUUAGGAACCGUAGAGGACGAAAUAUCUUCUGUCCAACCGUACAUCAGUACUUUUGAAUGUCCACGAAUGCAGAAUGAUUCUUGUGCAAUUUUUGUUUAUGACUGUGUGCUAUGUUGCAAUGCACAAAGCUGUUACUACAAAGUACAUCCAGUGGAUGCAAAACGGCUCCAGAUAGUCACUUCAAAGAAAACCGACUUCGAAACAUAUCAGUUUUGGAUAUUUGCCUUAGUUUUUACUAUACUUAAUGCUUGCAUCAAUGCCAUCUUUACACUUUCUGACACAGCCUGUUGUGAAAGCGUCCAAAAAAAUGGCGCAGAUUAUGGCAAACAAAGACUUUGGGGAGCAGUUGGUUGGGGCUUGCUUGCCCCGAUUGGUGGCUUGUUGACUGAUUACACUGGCGAUUACAUGGCUGUCUGGAUAGUUUUCGCUGUCUUGUCCUUCUUUAUGAUAUGGAAUAUACUAAAAUUAAAUCUUGUUAAACCACAUUUUUCGAAAGACAUCCUCAAGAAUGUUGGAACCAUCAUGAAGGAAAAAGAAUUCCUCUGUUUCGAACUUGGCGUGUUCGUCAAUGGUAUCGGAUUGGGAUUCAUCUGGUUUUACCUGAUGUGGUUCGUCACAUCCAUCGGUGGUACUCGUCUAGUUUGCGGUCUGACCCAGACAGUGCAGUGCUUCGUAGGGGAACUUCCAUUCAUGUUUUUCUCCGGAUGGAUGCUGAAGAAAAUGGGAUAUUUCAAUAUACUGACUAUUUCUCUACUGGCAUAUUGCAUUAGGUUCUUCUGGUACAGCAUUCUGGACAAUCCCUGGCUUAUUCUUCCAAUCGAAUGGACUCAUGGCAUCACGUAUGGUGUGUUCUACACUUCCAUUGCUACUUAUGCAAAAAUGAGUGCAAAGCCUGGUACAGAGACGACAACUCAGUCAGUCAUUUUUGCAACUUACGAUGGUUUAGGUGCAGGUUGUGGAAAUAUUGUUGCCGGUUUAGGAUUCGAUUACAUCGGACCUCACGCAACGUUCUUUUAUACUGGCAUAUUUUUCGGCUGCUGUUCGGUUUUCAGCAUGCUGUACACCUUUUUCAACAGAAGAAAGAAGAAACCCGAAACAGUCGAAGAAACAUGAAAGAUCUAUCCAUAUUUUUACUGCGAUUGUGAUUUUGUAUCUUUAUUUUUUCUGUCAUUUCUGUUGCUAUAAAAUGUUAAAGUAAUUUCAUAAAACUAAAAAUUGAAAUAUCAUUUUUCACAAGAAAUUUGUAUAAUAAAGAUACUUUUAUA
Argiope bruennichi is the source of this 2419-nucleotide messenger RNA. RefSeq names its product major facilitator superfamily domain-containing protein 6-A-like. The transcript has 5 exons. Gene Ontology annotation, cellular component: membrane. The coding region runs from base 435 to 2267 and encodes 610 amino acids. NCBI's taxonomy places the organism in Eukaryota, Metazoa, Arthropoda, Arachnida, Araneae, Araneidae. The record is from RefSeq and is a predicted model, not a curated record.